Messenger RNA from Aspergillus saccharolyticus JOP 1030-1, 1847 nucleotides. Its product is annotated as tetrahydrofolate synthase. Gene Ontology annotation, molecular function: ATP binding; tetrahydrofolylpolyglutamate synthase activity. The record is from RefSeq and is a predicted model, not a curated record. The transcript has 3 exons. Bases 114 to 1670 code for a protein of 518 amino acids. Lineage: Eukaryota; Fungi; Ascomycota; Eurotiomycetes; Eurotiales; Aspergillaceae. Gene Ontology annotation, cellular component: mitochondrion; cytoplasm; cytosol. Gene Ontology annotation, biological process: tetrahydrofolylpolyglutamate biosynthetic process.
GUCUUUUUCGCACGUGAGCAGUGACUGACUCAAGCCUGAUGAGGGGCUUUCGCACAAUUCUUCCCCUUUGCCAGAUCCAAUUUACUCGUCGUUUGUCGUCUAAGUCCACCAUCAUGUCUCGCAAUUAUGAGGCUGCGAUUGCAGCUCUCAAUUCACUGCAGACCAACUUUGCAGUAGUGGAGGAGCUACGAAAGUCGCGAAAGGAUAUGAAUAUGCUGUCCAUCCCAGAAACCGUGGAGUGGCUCCGUCGCAUUGGAUAUCAGCCCUCCGAUCUGAACCGCAUCAAUCCCGUACACGUUGCUGGCACGAAGGGGAAAGGCUCCACUUCGGCUUUUAUCGCAUCAAUCCUUUCUCAGUAUACUGCCUCAAAGUUAUCCAACUUGGACUCAGCCUCGGGCUCACUCAACAAGGUUGGGCUCUAUACCUCUCCUCAUUUGCGCUUUGCGAGAGAGCGAAUUCAAAUCGACAACGCGCCACUUUCAGAGGAGAAGUUUGCGAAAUACUUCUUUGAAGUAUGGGAUCGUUUGGAUGAAGCUGCUCGCCUGGCCGGCGAAGACCCUACGAACCUUAGAACGAAGCCCCAGUACUUCCGGUACCUGACUUUGAUGGCGUUCCAUACCUACAUUAGUGAAGGUGUCGAUGCUGCGGUCAUCGAGUGUGGAAUAGGCGGGGAGUACGACUGCACCAAUGUGAUACAAAAGCCGGCUGCGACAGCAAUCACUAGCCUGGGCAUUGACCACGUCGCUAUGUUGGGGAACACCAUUGAAGAAAUUGCGUGGCAUAAGGGUGGCAUUAUCAAAUCUGGUACCAGAGCGUUCAGCGCACCGCAGCCUCCAUCCGCUGAGAAGGUUCUGCUUGAGCGUGCUGCUGAGAGAGGAACUUCACUGGAAUUUAUCAGGGGCCACCCUGAGCUCAGCAUUGAAGGAGGCGUCAAACUCGGAUUGGCUGGCGACUUUCAAUACACUAACGCGGCAGUGGCCGUUGCAACAGCGGCGGAAUUCCUGCGUACUGUCGGCAUCGAGCAAGUAUCGUCAGAUUCCCUGCAGAAAGCUUUACCAGCUAAGUUCCGUAAAGGGCUGGAAGAGGCCCGCUUAGGCGGUCGUUGUGAGACGCGCACUGAGAAACACAUCACUUGGUACAUCGACGGGGGCCAUACGCUUGAAAGUAUCAAGCUGGCUGGUCAAUGGUUUGCAUCUCAGAUCCAGGCAAAUUCUUCGUCUACUGCCGUUGCGCAGAAGAAGCAGCGAGUCCUGAUCUUCAAUCAACAAACCCGGGACAGCAAUGCCUUGGCCCAGGCUCUUUACGAGACCUUGGCUGCGGCUUUAGGAUCGGAGCAACCAUUCACUCAUGCAAUUUUUUGCACCAACGUUACCUACAAGACCGCAGGCUAUCGACCCGAUCUUGUCAGUAUGAACACAAACGCGACCGACGUGGAGAAAUUGCAUGUUCAGAAGAGCCUCGCUGAGACAUGGCAUUCCAUUGAUCCUCGCACUGAGGUUAAGGUUUAUAGCACCAUUGAGGAAGCUGUUGACUUUACUAGGGAGCUUGCCAUGAGAGAGAAGGACCUGGUAGGUCAGUAUGAAGCUCCUGUAAUGACAUUCGUUACUGGCAGCCUGCACCUUGUUGGUGGCUUCUUAGAUGUGAUAGAAACCAAGCCUGCUCCGCAAUGAGACUCGCAAUCUGCCUACCUCACCACGAGGUUUCAACAACAAAACUGGUGAUACCCGGACAAGAUAUGGAUGCCUUGUCUUUGCUCUAACAUUUGAUAAUCUCGAUACAUUACAGGAGGCGUUCUAUAAGCACAAUUCAACAAGCCAAAAAUUUUUUUUCAAGAAUUCUCAAAUGCC